Messenger RNA from Pangasianodon hypophthalmus (striped catfish), 1444 nucleotides. RefSeq names its product translation machinery associated 16 homolog (gene tma16). NCBI's taxonomy places the organism in Eukaryota, Metazoa, Chordata, Actinopteri, Siluriformes, Pangasiidae. Gene Ontology annotation, cellular component: nucleus. The transcript is spliced from 7 exons. The coding region runs from base 119 to 739 and encodes 206 amino acids. The record is from RefSeq and is a predicted model, not a curated record.
CCUUUUUGUGUCCGUGCGUGAAAUUCGGGACCGAAAAUACAGACGGACCGACAUGUGCACCUCAACAACUGUCCCCCUAAACAACACACGUGCAACGAGCUAACUUCCAUCAGCAGACAUGCCGAAAGCGCCGAAAGCACCGAAAGGGAAGAGCGCGGUGGAGAAGAAAGUGAUUCAUCCUUACAGCAGGAAAGCGGCGUCUCUGGCCAGAGCAGCUCUCAGACAGGACAGAAAGGAAAAGUUGAAAAGUGAAAAGGCCCAGCAUUUAAAUUUAAUCAGGGAAAAACUUUUGUGGUUCCAAAGUCAGUUGGACUCAGAAAAGUUGGAAUAUUCCAAACAAGAAGCUUGUGAAAUCAUUGAGAGGUAUCUGCACCGAUUUGAUGGCGAAUUAGAGCAGAUCGAGCUGGCCAACAGCAUCAAAGGACGUCAGGGUCGGCUGCACGUCUCCAGAGAGACCGUCAUAAAGCAGACGAUGGAAAGAGAGCGAGACCUGUACGAGGGGCACGGCUUCGAGAUCCCAGAUAUAAUCAACACCAAACAUCUGAAGACGUUCAGAGAGUGGAACGGCGACCCGAAGAAGCUGCCCAACAUCAAGAUGCGCAAGGUUUCAGCGAAAGGCCUAGAGAAACAACACACUGCAGUGCGAGACACACACACUGAAGAAGAGGAGCAUGAUGAAGAGGACGAGGAUGAGGUGUCUCAGGACUCUGAUGAAGAGCUUUUGGAGGAUAAAGCGUGAUGCAAAACAGCUCUGGACUAAGCUCAUGUGAUUGUUUUGUUCAGUGUGGAUGACUGGUACAGUGUGUGUGUGUGUGUGUGUGUGUGUGUGUGUGUAUAUCUGGUUGGGGUGCUGUGGUGCUGCGUUUUAAAAAAAAAAAAAAAAAAAAAAAAAAAAAAAACCCUAUUUAAAUUGCUACAGUCAGAUUUAUUAUACUGAUUGACUUCCAUUAUAACUGAUUUAUUCAUGUUUUCUAUCCUUGGGUUUGGGUUUCAGAAUCAAACAUGGAGUCCUUGUAUGUUCCAUGCUAAUGUUUCGUCCUUUAGUGAAAGACCUGUUGACAUAUGACUGUUCCAUUACUUUAUCAGACUUUUUAAAAGUCCACUCCCGAAGGAAUUCUCGCUGUUAUUUAUAAUAUUUCGGUUUGUACCUGCUCACAGUGGAGCCUCAUUAAUCAGUCUUUUAGUAAAUUUGUGUGCCAAUGUUUGUGGAAGCCAAACUUCAGAAAUGCUGAUUUUCUUCAUACUCCUACAAUGUGUGUAUGUGGACCAGCCAUAAAGUGCAAAGCACAUUCCGAACACAGCUCAUUUGCAUGAAGUAACGCCCACAAAACUCCAAAAAAGGUCAAGAAAAGCUAGGAGCAUAAAACGAACUAUCAUGGUAAAGUCCAUUUAUACAGCAUCUUUUCUCUUUUAAUAAAUGAAUGAUUAGAUUUAUUUGUCUUAA